GGACCCGGAAGUGAGGGUGUGAGAGGCCUCUCUGGAAGUUGUCCCGGGUGUUCGCCGCUGGAGCCCGGGUCGAGAGGACGAGGUGCGGCUGCUUGGAGAAUCCACCGCUGCCGCCGGCUCCUGAAGCCCAGCCCUUUCCUAACCCAACCCAACCCAGCCCAGUCCCAGCCGCCAGCGCCUGUCCCUGCCGCGGAGCCCAGCGUUACCAUGCAUCCAGCCGUCUUCCUAUCCUUACCCGACCUCAGAUGCUCCCUUCUGCUCCUGGUAACUUGGGUUUUUACUCCUGUAACAACUGAAAUAACAAGUCUUGAUACAGAGAAUAUAGAUGAAAUUUUAAACAAUGCUGAUGUUGCUUUAGUAAAUUUUUAUGCUGACUGGUGUCGUUUCAGUCAGAUGUUGCAUCCAAUUUUUGAGGAAGCUUCCGAUGUCAUUAAGGAAGAAUUUCCAAAUGAAAAUCAAGUAGUGUUUGCCAGAGUUGAUUGUGAUCAGCACUCUGACAUAGCCCAGAGAUACAGGAUAAGCAAAUACCCAACCCUCAAAUUGUUUCGUAAUGGGAUGAUGAUGAAGAGAGAAUACAGGGGUCAGCGAUCAGUGAAAGCACUGGCAGAUUACAUCAGGCAACAAAAAAGUAACCCCAUUCAAGAAAUUCGGGACUUAGCAGAAAUCACCACUCUUGAUCGCAGCAAAAGAAAUAUCAUUGGAUAUUUUGAGCAAAAGGACUCGGACAACUAUAGAGUUUUUGAACGAGUAGCGAAUAUUUUGCAUGAUGACUGUGCCUUUCUUUCUGCAUUUGGGGAUGUUUCAAAACCGGAAAGAUAUAGUGGAGACAACAUAAUCUACAAACCACCAGGGCAUUCUGCUCCGGAUAUGGUGUACUUGGGAGCUAUGACAAAUUUUGAUGUGACUUACAAUUGGAUUCAAGAUAAAUGUGUUCCCCUUGUCCGAGAAAUAACAUUUGAAAAUGGAGAGGAAUUGACAGAAGAAGGACUGCCUUUUCUCAUACUCUUUCACAUGAAAGAAGAUACAGAAAGUUUAGAAAUAUUCCAGAAUGAAGUAGCUCGGCAAUUAAUAAGUGAAAAAGGUACAAUAAACUUUUUACAUGCCGAUUGUGACAAAUUUAGACAUCCUCUUCUGCACAUACAGAAAACUCCAGCAGAUUGUCCUGUAAUCGCUAUUGACAGCUUUAGGCAUAUGUAUGUGUUUGGAGACUUCAAAGAUGUAUUAAUUCCUGGAAAACUCAAGCAAUUUGUAUUUGACUUACAUUCUGGAAAACUGCACAGAGAAUUCCAUCAUGGACCUGACCCAACCGAUAUAGCCCCAGGAGAGCAAGCCCAAGAUGUAGCAAGCAGUCCACCUGAGAGCUCCUUCCAGAAACUAGCACCCAGUGAAUAUAGGUAUACUCUAUUGAGGGAUCGAGAUGAGCUUUAAAAACUUGAAAAACAGUUUGUAAGCCUUUCAACAGCAGCAUCAACCUACGUGGUGGAAAUAGUAAACCUAUAUUUUCAUAAUUCUAUGUGUAUUUUUAUUUUGAAUAAACUGAAAGAAGUUUUGGGUUUUUAAUUUUUUUCUCCCCGACUCAAAAUGCAUUGUCAUUUAAUAUAGCCUCAAAAAAAAAAAAAAAAAAACCUGCUAGGAUUUAAAAAUAAAAAUCAGAGGCCUAUCUCCACUUUAAAUCUGUCAUGUAAAGAAAGGUGACAUUGCCAGAAACUUACCAUUAACUUGCACUACUACGGUAGGGAGGACUUAGGGAUGUUUCCUGUGUCGUAUGUGCUUUUCUUUCUUUCAUAUGAUCAAUUCUGUUGGUAUUUUCAGUAUCUCAUUUCUCAAAGCUAAAGAGAUAUACAUUCUGGAUACUUGGGAGGGGAAUAAAUUAAAAUUUUCACACUGUGUACUGUGUUUUACUGAUUGGUUGGAUAUUGCUUAUGAAAAUUCCAUAGUGGUAUUUUUUUGGAUUCUUAAUGUGUAACUUAAACAUACUUUGAAGCGGAGGAGAGUCAUAAGACAGAACAUUUGGCAGGAAUUGUCCUUAUGAACCAAGAAAAAGAAAAUGAAAAGUAUUAUUAAGCUUCUGUGUUUGUCUAAAAAUGUGGCAUAUGGAUGGCAUUUAAAACUUUGAAUGAAUUAUACCUAAAUCUGGGAAAGGGAGGUGACAGUGGAACAGGUUACCAGUCAGAACUAGAUGAGUUUUAACGCUACUCCUAUUAUGAGACUUCAAUUUCCAAAGAGAAGAACCAGCAGAGAAAUUGUAUUUCGGUAAUUUUAACCUCCUUCUGUCUUGUAGAGUCUUGUUAUAGUUGUGUAAAUUAAAAACACAGAAUAAGGAACAUAUUUAACUUUUCUUUCCAUUGUAAAAUGGUUAGAGGACCUUACCCCCUCUAGAUUCCCUGAUUUCCCAGGCCUGCAGCAUACAGUAAGAUGGGUCCCUGUGCCAGGCCUCAAUACUGCCAGGGAAUAAAACCAGAGGGAGAGGACCCUCAGUGUCAUAUCUGAAAGCCCAAUGCCAGAGGACAGACAGGCUCAAAAUUGGCUUUUCCUCUGGGCCCGGGUUGGUGCUAUAGGCCAAGGGUCAUUUUAUACUUGGGUAUAAAUCAAUCCCAGUUUGGGAAAAGAUUAUUUUUAAGCUUAAAAGGCUGACAUGUGCCAUUAUAUGUAGUAUGUAAUAUAUGUAACAUCUUCCAAUUGUUUUAAAAUAAAAUAUUUAUAAUGGAUAUUUAAUGAUUAUUUUUAAAAACCAGCUUAUAAUUCCUAGUGAUGCAUGAUUUAUCCAUAGUUUUAUUGAAAAUAAUAAAUGUUAAUAAGGUGAUAAGGGGUAUAUUUUAGUGUAUUGUACCAGAUUGUGAAUAAGAAAGUAGGAUGGACCUUUCUAGAGGUUGGGCCUUAGUUCUGUUAUCCUCAUUGCUUUUAGCCAGUAAGUUGAAUCAAGUUAGAGUUAUGGUCUUCAGGUUAGAUGAUGGACCAGAUCUGUGAAGGUCAGCAUGGAAAUUCACAAACAUUCAACAAGAUAGCACACAGGACCAAAAGCAGCACAUGCAAUCAACUGGAAUAAUAUGGUAAUCCUGUAACUGGGUUUGAAAAAAUAAUCAACAAAAGAUACAAUUCAGGGGUGAGGUUGCAGAGAGCUGACUUAAGAGUAGUUAUUAUGAAAAAGGCCUCAAGGAGUACGUGUUCACUAUUCUGUAAGAUGAUAACAAGUGGCUGUUAAAAAAAGGAGUUGAUUUGAGGAAGUAUUAUUUAGCAUUCAUGCAUACUGGGCUUAGGCUCUAGCCCUGCCACUAUCAUUGUCUUCUCUGGACUGUGAAGCCAUUGAGGACAAGGAAACUAAAUUUAAUGUCUAUAUCACUAGUGCCUAGAAUUUCUGGACACUUAGUAGUCACCAUCAGGCAUUUAGUUAAUGAAUGAGAAGCGAAGUGACCUUGGUUACUUUUUUACCCUGAGGGGCUCAGCACUCAUUAGGACGUGGUGCCUACCUAAUUUUAUAAAAAGUCACUAAGCUCAAGUGCACUCCAUGAAAGGACAGCUUGGAUAAAAAGGUUUUUAAAAUAUGGAUGUUAAGGCUGUUCUGUCUGGAGAAGACUUGGGACUGGACAGUCUUUAGAUAUUUGAAGGGCUGGCAUUGUCUAUCUGAAUCCCAGGGCUUGAACUAGGAUUUGAGGAAGUCACAGGGAAGCAGAUUUCAGUCUGACAUUUAUUCAGUGCAAGUUUUUUGGUGCUAGAGUACCUGACAAAGCUGAAUAAAGCAUUAUUUCUGCCCUAGAGGUGUUUACAGUCUAGUCAGCAGAUGGAUAUGUAAACAAUGACUGUAACGUGUUAUAGAUGUAAAGACAGAAGAAAAUAAAGGUUAAUGAGGGCAUAAAGGAGCACUCAAUUGCAGAGAUUUGAAGACAUUAUUUUUAUUUUGAGCUUUUAAAAGAUGAACAGGUGUUCUCAGGAGGUAGAGAUCUGGCUGAGAGGGAAUAAUCUGAGCAAAGGUGUGAAACAGCCUAAUGCAUUAGAGAAAAAAGUUCUUUUAGUAAGGCAUUUGGGGUUGGAGAAGCUAGAAAAAGAAAUGGGAGCUGGUCACACAGGGCCUUGUGUACCAGAGUAAGGGGUUUGUAGUAUAUAUUGUAGACAGCAGAGAUCCAUCAACAGAUUGCAAGCAGGGAAAUAUGUUCACUUUCAACUUUGAGAAAGAAUAUUGUGGAAGCAAGUCUCAAAUUUAGACUUGUUCCCCUCUGAACCAUGAAUCAGACCAUUUCAGGUAGACGUCUUCCCCAGUUUAUUUAAUCUACUCAGGGCCUCAGGCUUCUCAGCUGGGAAGAGAGGAUGCAAGACCAGACUGAAGAUCACAGUUGACUCCCAAAACCAAAAGGAGGCCUUUCUGCUUCUUAGCCAGCUACCUUUUCCAGUUCUUCACAUUGUGAAAACUUUUAGAUGACAUUCUACAAAUUAUUAUUAUUUUUUUUAAGUUAAAAGAACCC
Molecule: messenger RNA, 4457 nt
Organism: Cercocebus atys (sooty mangabey)
Lineage: Eukaryota; Metazoa; Chordata; Mammalia; Primates; Cercopithecidae
Gene: ERP44
Product: endoplasmic reticulum protein 44
Exons: 12
Coding region: 208-1428 (406 amino acids)
Source: RefSeq, a predicted model, not a curated record